AUGCUUGUAAUAUAUAAUAAUCAAGAGUUUAAUUCACAGACAAAAUACGGAGAUUUGUACGAUUGUGUCGACUUCUAUAAACAACCUGCAUUUGAUCAUCCUCUAAUGAAAAACCAUUCUUCCCAUCCACAGAUGAGACCAAGUUUUGUACCAAAAUGGAAAGAAGCUAGAAAUGAGGUGUUGGUUGAGAAUAUGCAAUUAGAAGAUGGAGGAUGUCCCGAGGGAACUAUUCCAAUCCGACGAUGGAGUAAAGAUGAAUUUAUCCAAAUAUCGCAAUUUACAAAAGAUUAUGUUUCUAGAUUGAAGUCUAACGCUAAUCAACAACAACCAGGAACUCAUUUUGCAAUUGUUCAAACAAAUUCCGACCCAAGCAAAGUGAAAUACUAUGGCGUAAAAUGUGAUUUUAGUAUUUAUAAUCCACAUGUCACCCCGCAACAAUAUUCAUCGGCAGAAAUUAUCAUUCAAAAUGGUAAUGAUCGGAUACAAUUUGGUUGGACUGCUGGUCAAUCACAUUGCUACAACAUGUUAUGCCCUGGAUUCGUUAACGUCAAUAAACGCGUUCCAAUUGAUAUUGCCACGAAAGGAACCACGAUAAGAGGAAGUACGAAAAUAUGGUUUGUGUCGCCCUUUGUUUACCAGGAUCCUAAAACAGGGCAUUGGUGGCUACUACUACGCAACCCAGUCACACCAGACAUCAUUGUUGGUUAUUGGCCACGAGAGAUAUUCACCGGUUUGGCAAAUGGCGCGACUUAUAUUGCAGUUGGUGGAGAGGCAUAUAGCCCCCCUGCUCAGCCUCUUCCUGCCAUGGGAAACGGCUAUUAUCCUGUUGAAGAUGCUACAUUAUCUGCAUUUUGUUCUGGAUUUGGGGUUUUAGAUGCAAAUCAUCAACAGAUUAGCCCUAAACAAACUGUAAAGUAUGCCGAUAACUGGCAUUAUGGAGUCUAUGAUAGAGAACAUUAUGAGAAUUUAGGGAGAACAAUCUUUUUCGGUGGUACUACAAUGUAA
Spinacia oleracea (spinach) is the source of this 1005-nucleotide messenger RNA. RefSeq lists its product as uncharacterized. The record is from RefSeq and is a predicted model, not a curated record. Bases 1 to 1005 code for a protein of 334 amino acids. The transcript is spliced from 5 exons. Lineage: Eukaryota; Viridiplantae; Streptophyta; Magnoliopsida; Caryophyllales; Amaranthaceae.